Molecule: messenger RNA, 1345 nt
Organism: Geodia barretti
Lineage: Eukaryota; Metazoa; Porifera; Demospongiae; Tetractinellida; Geodiidae
Source: the annotation of a GenBank genome assembly
AGCUACCCUUGCACUGAGUCACUCAUACAGAUCUUUCUCAAGAGAGGGUUAUCUAAUCUCCAGAGUAAAACCAAGCAUGCCGAGCUGGAACCUCUUUGUGAAAGGACAGGAAGGGAAGACAAUGAAUUUCAUUCAGGAGGAUGAUCCAACAAACAUUCCGGUAGAUACCGUGAAAAAGCUCAUUCAAGAGAGGACUGGGUUGCCUCCUUCAGAGCAAAGGCUAAUAUUUGAAGGAAAGCAAAUGGAAGGUGGAAAGAAGCUAAGUUCCUACCGUAUUACCAACAAUGCGACAAUUUUCCUUGUUAUGCGUCUGGUUGGUGGAGCACAACGACCACCACAGCCACAUGUCCGUAAAAUCGACCCUUCGGUUCCCCGCAGUGAUGAAGACUGCAUGAUAAUGUUCACUGAUGGAGAGAAUGUCCGAAUGCCCUGCGGUCACACCCUCUCCCCUGAAGGCCUGAUUGAAUACAGCUGGAGAGAGAUCUGCGUCAACAGAAAAACUGAGGUUCACUGCUGUCUUUGCAAACAGUUGUGGGACACGGACACAAUUCGAAAGUACGGUGGUGCUACUGACCAGGAGAUAACUGUUCUCCAGGAGUGCAUGUCUCUGAAUUACUGCCAGAAAGAUCCAAAGAUAUCAGAGUGUUCCAGCUGCAAGAACUUUAGUGAGAGGAUGUGUGAGUCAGAUCUGUGUGUCGUGUGCCGAAUUUGCUCCAAAAAGAAUGGUAAAACGUACAAUUUUUGUUGGGACUGCAAGCAAGAAUGGAUCGGAAAUCCCACCAACAAGAGGUGUGGGAACGACAAGUGCAAUGCUCAAGAGCUUAUCGAGCAACUUAGAAACUGCCCAGAGGUGGAAAUUUCCUAUCUGAAAGGAGUCAAAGCCCCCUCCAUUCGAGCAUGCCCAUGCUGUGGCUCCCUCAUUGAGCACGGUGGCCAGUGCAAGCACAUGACCUGCAAGGCUUGCUCAAAGGAAUUCUGCUUUCUGUGUUUGCGUUUUCAGGAAGGUGGUUCCUCGUCCUGCGGAUCGUAUGCCACUGCUUGCAGCGUCGCCCCUCGCCAGAGCAGAAUUCCUUCUCGUAAUUAGCUAACUAGUACACCAGCUAACUUCCAGAAGGGCCAGAAGUAAAAGACCCAAAAGUAGCGUAUUAUGUGUGUUUGAUAGAAGUUUGCAUUGCUGUAACAGUAACAGUUUUUCACAAUCAGGAAAAGACGUUUGUACGUGUUGUUGCUACAUUGCUAUAUAGGAUCACAAUAUGUCGCAUUUCCCCAUCACGUGCUGCCGCAAAUGCUAUCCUCGCGGCGUGGCAUGUCGCGACAAGGCUAUUGUGAACCAAGCCUAACGCAA